UCAGAGGGGAAGGUGGCAUCCUGCGAAAAUGUCGGCCGACGUGCGUUUGUCGUCGCUCUUGCUCUCCAGCAUUAAUUCCAUUAGUAAUGGGCUGUCAUCGCAAGCAAAGCUAUGUGGCGCAUUAGUUAAGGGGACGACGACGGUGCAACAGUGUCUUUAACUUGUAGCAUAGCAUAUUUCUGAUGCGUAGUUUAUGCCCUGACUUUCAACAGAAAGAGUGCACGUCAUGUUUGCCAAUUGUGGUGUUUGGCAAAAGAAGAAGUGACUGGUAUGUGAAAUAGUGACUGUGAGCCAAAGCGAAAAAAAUUGAAUAUGUCAACAGAAGAAGUGUAUACCGUUCCUUACGAUAGAAUCCAUAGAAGAAGUGGACACGUCGCCGUAGUCUACAAAAAUUACGUUGUAGUAUGGGGAGGUUACACGGAACACGUUCAGAGAACAUCGACCUCACAAAUUCGGACUGAAUAUUUUCCAACAGAUGAAAUAUGGAUUUAUGACAGCAAUACAGAACUUUGGGACCGGGAAGUAACAACAGGUGAACAUCCACCUCGGAACUCUGGUGCUUGCGGUGUGAUAUUGAAGCAACAUUUGUAUGUUUUUGGAGGUUUUGCAUUGCUUGCAGGGUACACAACUGACACUCCCGAUGACCGUAACAACAACACGAACGGCCUGUACCGGCUGGACCUCACAUCCCUGACCUGGGAGCAGCUGCAUCCGAGUGGGAAACCGGAGCCUGCGGCCUGUGACAAGCUCGUCGGCUGGGAGUACGAAGGCAGGCUGUACUUUUUCGGCGGCUUCGGCCCCCCACCCAGCUACGACCCGCCCUUCAAGCACGUCAUAGAUCCGUCGACGAGUUCACUCUACGAGCGAGGGUGGAGCAACCAACUGGUCUGCUACUGCCCGCAGACAGAUUCGUGGUCGUGGCCAAAGACGCAUGGCCGUUGCCCCGAACCACGUGCGGCGCAUGCUGCUGACCGCACUGGAUCGCGCUUGUACCUGUUCGGUGGGCGGUACAGGGGCAGACGAAUGUCUGACCUCCACUGCCUUGACCUGGACACCAUGACUUGGAGUGGAGAUCUGAACAAUAGCCUCCAGUGUGCAAAACCUUGUGGCCGAUCAUGGCACAGUCUAACAUUCAUCUCUCCACAAAGGGCUAUCUUGUACGGGGGUCUGAACCAAAUGAACACUAUUCUGAACGAUUGCUGGGUGCUGGAGGUGCCGGAUAUCGCGUGGUCAGAGCUGAAGGACAUACCCUCCAUCCACAAAAGGAAGCCACGGCUCUGGCACAAGGCCCCACUGGUCCCAACUGGCGAAAUUGUCGUCAUAGGUGGCUAUGCCAAAAAUAUCUUUGGCACCGACGAAAUGUUUGCUGGGAAGGAUCAUGCGGAAGAGCUGAUACUUCUGAACUUCACACCUAAGUCUUUGCGCAGGUUAUGUGUAGACUUUGUACUUUCGCUAGUGGACGAUCCUCGAAUCAAACCAGAGCUAGAUACUCUGCCACGCUCCCUGCGUGAGCUCUUGAGGCGACGCCUCGAGCAAGACCAGGUCGAACGGAGGGCGCGCAGCAUAUACUAUGAGGGCGGGGACGACUUUUCCACAACACCGACUGUCAACUGUGGUUGCGGAUGAUAAGAUCUCUGCAUGAUUGGUAUCUCAUACUCCAUGUGACUUGAUUUUUCUGACUCAUUGUCGCUCAUUACAACACUGUGUCCAGUUUUUUUGUGUACUUACCCAUCAGUAUCAUUAAACAUUGUUUUACACAUCUGA
This is a messenger RNA of Schistocerca serialis cubense, 1764 nucleotides long. Its product is annotated as kelch domain-containing protein 2-like. Gene Ontology annotation, molecular function: protein binding. The coding region runs from base 313 to 1626 and encodes 437 amino acids. The record is from RefSeq and is a predicted model, not a curated record. Lineage: Eukaryota; Metazoa; Arthropoda; Insecta; Orthoptera; Acrididae. The transcript is spliced from 10 exons.